Mustela erminea (ermine) is the source of this 1210-nucleotide messenger RNA. RefSeq names its product family with sequence similarity 209 member B (gene FAM209B). The record is from RefSeq and is a predicted model, not a curated record. Lineage: Eukaryota; Metazoa; Chordata; Mammalia; Carnivora; Mustelidae. The transcript has 2 exons. Bases 150 to 662 code for a protein of 170 amino acids.
AACCACCCCGGGGAGCCUCCUCCUCUGACCGGAAGUCAUCACAAUGGGCUCUGUGACAUCACCAAUGGCCCGGCCCCAGGCACCCAGUCUCCAGGUGCGCAGGCAAACAGACCCACCAUGAGCAACUUCGUCCCCCAUCACGGCUCACCAUGCGGACGCUAACAUGGUUCUUGUUCUUGCCUCUGUGCCUCUGCUGCGGCUACGCCUUUGUGUUUUCUCCUGUGCGAGAGAAAGUCAAAGAACCCCAGGGGAAGGUGCCUUGCGGAGGGCACUUUCGGAUCAGGCAGAAUCUCCCAGAGCACGCCCCCGGCUGGCUUGGGAGCAAAUGGCUCUGGCUCUUUUUCGUAGUUGUGCUGUAUGGGAUACUGAAGUUUCGAGGAGAUAGUGAGAAGAUUAAGGAGCAGAAUCCUUCUGCCCUUCGAGGCUGUUCAUUUCGCUCUCCACUAAGGAAAAAUCAAAAUGCUUCCCCCAACAAAGACUAUGCGUUCAAUACCUUAACCCAACUGGAGAUGGACCUUGUGAAAUUUGUGUCCAAGGUGCGGAAUCUGAAAGUAGCCAUGGCAACCGGCACUGGCCUCAAGGUUCAGAACUUGGAGGUACCUGCAGACCCACACAAUAAUAUCACCAUCUAUGAAAUAUGGGGCGAAGAAGACUCGGAAUGAGUGGACUUGUGUGUCAGAGUAGGAGAGACAAAGUUGAGUGUUGGCAAACCAUAUGCAAACCAAUAAAACUAUUCUGAAGAAAGAAUUCUCCAAGUUGGCACCUUUUUUUUUCUUUUUUUCUUUUUUCUCCUUUUUUAAAAUGGAAGAAAAAAAAAAUAAAUGGGAGGCCAGUAACCACAGCAGUUACUCUUUUGUUUUUGCCUUCUUCACCAGCCCCAGCGCAGUGAGUGGUGAGGAGAGCAGAGAGCAACAUGGUAGCAGAGGCAGCCUGCUCAGCGGUGACGCCCCGGCCCUGGGGGGCGAUUAGGCUUAGAAAAUUUGGGAUAAGAUGUAGAUACCAUAUUCAUAGUAGUUACCUUUCUAGUAGUGGUUUGUGCAAAAGAUGGAACCAAUUUUUAUCUUUAUAAUUUAUUACAAAGGCCAACUUUAAUUAUAGGUUUAAAAGGAAAUGAUCGAAUUAAGAGGGUGUAUAUGCAUGUGCAUGUGUGCUUAGGUCAGGGAAUGCUGGAUUCUAGAAACAUUUGAUUUUCUUCUCACCAGAAAAGUCU